Messenger RNA from Eremomyces bilateralis CBS 781.70, 2298 nucleotides. RefSeq lists its product as uncharacterized. The transcript is spliced from 6 exons. NCBI's taxonomy places the organism in Eukaryota, Fungi, Ascomycota, Dothideomycetes, Eremomycetales, Eremomycetaceae. Bases 1 to 2298 code for a protein of 765 amino acids. Gene Ontology annotation, cellular component: nucleus. The record is from RefSeq and is a predicted model, not a curated record.
AUGAAUCUUGAUGCCGGUUUAAACGUUCCGAGGGUUGAUGUCUGGGCUCUGGAGUACUGGUGUGAGGGACUUCGCCGCCGUGAUACUAGAUUCUCACUUGGGACCCCCGACUCGCUCCAGCAUCGUCUCGAAUUUCGCAAACUGGAGUCCUCCGACACCCCACCGCCUCUAACAUACUCUCCCCUUGCCACUGAACGGGGUCGAGAGUCAACCGCCGAUAACACUCCUGUGUCGACGCCAACAUAUUCCUCGACAUCCUGCCCUCCUCCGAGGCAUCGUAAGAUCUUCGGCAAGCCGAAGAACCGAGAUCUUGCUUCGUGGCAUCGCAAGGUUGGUGCCGAGGCCGCGGGCGGUCCGUCCACCUCGAGCCCGUUUCUCGAGUCCGAACCCCUCUUCGACCAUCCUGGAGCCAGCACCUUCCCGCUGUUCGCAGCCGACGACGACGAGGCACAGCUUGCGCCAGAGUCCGGCAACGCCAUGACCAGUUCGAGCUCUCCGAUCGACAUCGCAACCCCUCAGCGAGUCAGUUCGACAAGUCCGCGAAAUCACACUUCGAACCUUACGUCGGCGCUGCGGCAAGAGGCGAACGCCGGCAUGUCGCAACCCAGGCAGAUCCGACCGAAUGAGCGGACGGGGGCGGAACAUGGCAUGAACAUGUUCGGGCGGCAAGAUUCGAUAGGAAAUGGCACGGGUCUUCUGCAAGAUUAUUACCUCGGAGCACGUCCAAUCUCAGUCGCGGAACGAAAUCGUCGAGAAAGCGCUGUAGGGAGUUUAGGGAAUGGAAUGAGCUGGGGCGGCAUAUCGGUCGGAAGUUAUAUUCCCAAUGAUACCAUGAUGGCCGGAACAUCGCCAUUCGGAAUGUUUCAAUCACCCUCAUCCUUCCAUCACUCCUCGUCGUAUCUACCGAAAGUCGAAGCGACCAUGUUGCGGAACUACACAUGCUGCGAUAUCCCCAUCGAUUCGUUGCAUGAUCUCCUCCAGCACUAUGAAGAGCAUCACUCCAAUCAAUCGGAUCUUAUCACGUCACGACCUUCGCAAUCGGGUCAAGGAGGGUUCGGUCCUGGGCCUUCUCGGUUAGCGAUGCAAUCUGGAGGUAUGACUGGUCACCGGCAACCAUCGCUUCAGGGUUAUAAUCAAUCUCAAUUUGAUGCACGAUCCCAAGCGCCUUACACCGGGACUCCACUAUCUCCGGUUCAAGAUCGAGAUCCGCUAGAAGAGAUGGAUUUCGAUGAUGCUGGAGCACCUGUCACCCCGAUGCAGCAGCACUUCAAUGUCUCAGAUCUCCGGCAACCUAGGGUGAACAUGAACAACUCUCAGCAAUUCCACCCUGGACUUCGAACGACCAGUCCUACGAUCCCUGCGGGUGUGCAAGCCUUUUCAAAUCUACAGAAUAACCCGACCGUGUCUUCGGUAAAUACUCCUACCCUUGGUACCAGGUCAGCGCAGCAGCCUCAGUCGCCCGAUUAUUCGAACGCUCCGUCCGGCGAUCAAUCGACUCAAAGCGCCAUGGGCACCGACUACGACAUUGGUAACUUCAAUAUGAGCGGCUUUGGUGACUCGCAAUCGAACGAUAGCGGUACUGUAGAUUGGGGAAACAUGAACGUCAACAACAUGAACAUUGGAGGUGGGAUGUCAGGCUUAACCAUCGAUGAGCCGGCGAGGAACCUCAAUGCGCUCGAAGGCAUGACACCCCAGCAAAUGCAGCAGGCACUGGCAAUGCAAUAUGGAAUCCAGAAUCAGCAUAUGAUGGCUGGCGGAGGACGAAACUUUACCACUGCUCCAUCAGGACUGCAGAUUCCAGAGAAGGAUCCUAAGCCGUUCAAAUGCCCGGUGAUCGGGUGUGAGAAGACUUACAAGAACCAGAACGGGUUAAAAUAUCACAAACAGCACGGCCAUCAAAACCAGCAACUCAGGAAGAACGAGGACGGCACCUACUCCAUCGUCGAUCCCGAAACCUCGAUCCCAUACCCAGGCACGCUCGGAAUGGAGAAGGAGAAACCAUACCGGUGCCAGAUUUGCGGGAAGCGAUAUAAGAAUCUCAACGGCCUCAAAUACCAUAAACAGCAUCAACCCGGCUGCAAUCCGGACCUGCAACCGCAGAUCAACGGCCCGACAAACAACAACAACAAUAGCAACGGCCCGUCAAUAGCGGGAGGAGGCAACAUGGGCUCGAAUCCAGUGAUGCCAAUGGGCGUGUCCGGGAUGGGCAGCAUGGAUUUUGGGAAUUUGGAGGCGCUGUCCUCCGGUAUGGGAGACCCGAGAAUGUUCAUGCCUGCGGAAUACCCAGCCGGCAUGUAG